Messenger RNA from Mus caroli (Ryukyu mouse), 7776 nucleotides. RefSeq names its product tetratricopeptide repeat domain 14 (gene Ttc14). The record is from RefSeq and is a predicted model, not a curated record. Gene Ontology annotation, molecular function: protein binding; nucleic acid binding. Lineage: Eukaryota; Metazoa; Chordata; Mammalia; Rodentia; Muridae.
CUGAGGCAGCUCGCCGCCGAGAGCGCUUCCGGGAGGUUAGCGCAUCGGGGCAGCUUCUCUCGGCUCGGAGCGCGGGCUCGGACGCCGGAGCCUGGCGGGCUCGCCAUGGACCGCGACUUGCUGCGGCAGUCGCUGGGCUGCCACGGCCCGGCCCUGCUGUCGCUGCUGCGGAGUGAACAGCAGGACAACCCGCACUUCCGGAGCUUGCUGGGCACGGCGGCCGAGCCAGCCCGCGGCGCGGCGCCUCCUCCGGGAGCCGGCAGGAAAGAGAAGAGAGUUGACAACAUUGAAAUACAAAAAUUCAUCUCUAAAAAAGCGGAUCUGCUUUUUGCUCUGUCUUGGAAAUCAGAUGCAUCUACACCCUCUGAAGUGCAUGACGACAAUGACAAUCUUUAUGCGGUCAUGCCACCCUUAGAGCAGUUCAUGGAGAUGCCAAGCAUGGACCGGAGAGAGCUCUUCUUCCGAGAUAUUGAACGUGGUGAUAUAGUGAUUGGAAGAAUUAGCUCUAUUCGGGAGUUUGGUUUUUUCAUGGUGUUGAUCUGUUUAGGAAGUGGCAUCGUGAGAGAUAUAUCUCACUUAGAAAUCACAGCUCUUUGUCCCUUAAGAGAUGUGCCUUCUCACAGUAACCAUGGAGAUCCUUUAUCAUAUUACCAAACUGGUGACAUAAUUCGAGCUGGAAUCAAGGAUAUUGACAGAUAUCAUGAAAAGCUUGCAGUAUCUCUGUAUAGCUCAUCUCUUCCUCCACACAUGGCUGGCAUUAAACUAGGUGUGAUCACUUCUGAAGAGCUUCCUUUGUACUACAGGAGGAGUGUUGAACUAAAUAGUAAUUCUUUGGAGUCCUAUGAAAAUAUCAUGCAGAGUUCUCUGGGAUUUGUUAAUCCAGGAGUAGUUGAAUUCCUUCUAGAGAAACUAGGAAUAGAUGAAUCUCAUCCACCGUCUUUAAUGAGAGGCCUACAAAGCAAAAAUUUCUCUGAAGAUGAUUUUGCUUCAGCAUUAAGAAAGAAGCAGUCAGCAUCUUGGGCUUUAAAAUGUGUGAAGAUUGGAGUCGAUUAUUUUAAGGUGGGGCGACAUGUGGAUGCUAUGAACGAAUACAAUAAAGCUCUGGAAAUAGACAAACAGAAUGUGGAGGCUCUGGUAGCUCGAGGAGCAUUAUAUGCAACAAAAGGAAGUCUAAACAAAGCAAUAGAAGAUUUUGAGCUUGCAUUAGAAAACUGCCCAACUCAUAGAAAUGCAAGGAAAUAUCUCUGCCAGACACUUGUAGGAAGGGGAGGGCAGUUAGAAGAAGAAGAAAAGUUUUUAAAUGCUGAAAGUUACUAUAAGAAAGCUCUGACUUUGGAUGAGACUUUUAAAGAUGCAGAGGAUGCUUUGCAGAAACUUCAUAAAUAUAUGCAGAAAUCUUUGGAAUUAAGAGAAAAACAAGCUGAAAAGGAAGAAAAGCAGAAAACAAAGAAAAUAGAAACAAGUGCAGAAAAGUUGCGUAAGCUCUUAAAAGAGGAGAAAAGGCUAAAGAAGAAAAGAAGAAAAUCAUCAUCUUCCUCUUCAAGUGUUUCUUCUGCUGAUGAAGCCGUUUCUUCCUCCUCAUCUUCUUCCUCUUCUAGCCAUAAACGGCAUAAGAAAAGUAAGAGGAACCGUUCAGAGUCUUCUCGCAGUUCAAAGAGGCACUGGUCUAGGACAUCUUCAGGCCACACAGAUCAAAGUAGGAAAGAUGAUUGCUACCCAGUUCCAACUAAUACCUCAGCAUCUUUCCUUAAUCAAAAGCAAGAAGUGGAGAAACUGCUGGAAAAGCAGGAUAGGUUACAGUGUCCAAAUGCACAGGUAAAAGAGAAAGAGAGGGGCCUUCUCACAUCUUCAGGUGAAGUACCAGAUGAUUUGGGAGGUAGGUCAGAUUUUUACAAUAGCUAUAAAACCCAGGCAGGUAGUAGCAAAACCGAAAAGCCAUAUAAAUCAGAAAGACAUUUCUCCAGGAGAAAUUCCUCAGAUUCCUUCUCUAGAAAUUCAGAGGACAAGAUGAAAGCAUCUAGUUACCGAAGAUUUGAAAAGGACACAGAGGGAAGAAAAGAUCACUCUAGGAGGUGGGAGCCAAGUUCUGUGAAGUACUCUACUUCACCAGCAAGUUCAGACUACUCUUGGAAAUCACUUGAAAAACAAAAAAAAUAUACAUACUCUGGAUCUCGGGAUGUCAGUAAACAUGAGCAAAGAUACCAGUUAAAUACAAACCAGGGAGAGCGUGCGUAUGAAAAGGAGGACAGUUGUGGGGAGGGUAAUAGAACCGAGGCUCCAGAAGAGAUGCUGAAUAGCAAAGAGCAGCCAGACAGCAGAGUUAAGAAAAAUUUACCUCAAAAUUUACUCAAUAUAUUUAAUCAGAUAGCUGAAUUUGAGAAAGAAAAAGGGAAUAAGCCAAAAAAAUGAUCUGCUGAGGAAAUUUUAAUUUCCAGAAGUUUGAGGGUUCUUUAGCCCUAACAAAUAGUUCUAAGUCUAAACUUAUUUGUAACAGAUGACAAAAGGCUGUUUUGUUUUUAUUAUCAACUUUGUCAGUGUUGUGGGUAUAUGUGGAUACAACUUUUAACUAACAGUUCAGAUUUUUUCACCUAAAGAUAUUUUCUGAGUACUUUGUUUCUUCACUAUAAUGUGGUUUGUGAGACUCCUUCCUUGGGUCCAUCUUAUUUCACUGUUAGAGAAAAAUAUGUUUGCAUUGAACAGUUGAAUUGUUUUAUCAAAAGAAACUUUAUUCUGUUUUUUGUUAUAAGCCCUUAGCCUUUGGGGGUGGGUUAGAAUAUAUGGUUGAAUAUUUCUUUGAUAUUAUUUUCAAUCAUUUGUUUUCAGUAUUAAAGUUUUUGCACCAUUUCAUUUUUAAGUGAUAAAUUAUGACUUCGUGUCUAAGGCUUGAUGCAGAGGGUUUAUGAGCGCUUGUUUUCUUCCCGGCUUAACAAAAUACCUUAAGAUAAGACUCUGAAAGUUGCUUAAUCAGAGCCUGUUUUAGUUCUCCAAUAUUAUUCUUAUUUAAUGGUUGUCGUCAUAAAAUCCUUAAUUUUAAACAUUGACCUAACCCUUUGAGAAUUUUGUAUCAAACUAGAUGAGAAUAGAAAAUAACUAUUAGGAAAAAAUAGCAGCAGAGAAUCACCCUAUAAAUCUGGUUUCUGACUACUGUCUCAGUGCAAAUGCUUGGAAAGUCAGUAGACAUGUUUCUGAGUAGCAGAGGGGGAUUUGCAGCUUUAGAUUUCUUAUCUGUCACUUUCCUCUAUUGAUGCCCCUCACUGAAUGCUAGUGGAUAACCAACCCAGAGUAAAUCCCAGGCCUCGGAGGGGGCUCAGUAGGUAAAAGUACCAGCCAUGCCUGAGAACCUGACUUCAAUCCCAAGAGCCCAUGGUGUAGGGAGAGAACCAGCUCCCAAAGCUUGUCUUCCAACAGACACACACACAGUACCAUGUGUGGACAGCUAAGGAAGAAAUUAUAUUCAACUUUCAAAGAACCUCUCUGAAUUACUAGAAAUUGAAUAGUAGACUCUUGGCAGUAUUAGUAAGUAUCAUAGCUAUUACAUUUCUGAUGCUCUUAAAUUAGGAUUCUAGCAAUAAGCUUUUAAUCUCUUACUGGUCAUUGGAUGGGAUCCACCCUCAAACAUGCAUGAGGGAAUGGCAGAAAUAAAAGAGACUCGUUGCAUGUAUGUUUCUACCAGUAAAAUACUAAAGCUUUAAUACUGAUAACAUAGUAUUUGUACCUAAUUACAGUGAUGGAAAACUACUGUAAAAUAUGUUAUUUUACAGUACAAUACAGAAAAGAAACCUUGAUUAAGAACAAUAAAUAAUGGCAGCAGAAAUUUCAUAAUUACUUCAACAUUAGUUUUUUACACCAAGGAAAUCAUCAUUACGAUGAUAAUGAUGAUGAUGUGGGCUGGGGCAAGGAUGAUGAGCAUAUGUGCCACAUAUGUGCUUUGGGGGACAACUUGAAGGAAUUUUCCCACCUUACGGGUCCCAGGAAUGAAUCUUCGCUCAUUUGCUUGACAGCAAGUACCUCUCUCCACUGUGCCAUUUUGCUAGCCCAGCACCACGGAACUCUUAAGAGUACUCUAUGUUUCACUAGUUCCAGACUUACUCCUACAUAGCUAGGGUGUGCUGUUGUCAAAGGGUGAAAAUCACCUCUCUGCACACCCCUUGAUCUUUGAGAGUCCCUACUACACCUUAUAAUCUUACACAUACCAUGUUACUUAACCCUUAGGAUAGUGCCUUGUAGGGUAGGCUAUCAGACUUUGAAGAUUACAUCUUUCCUAGUAGGACAUUCGAAGUUAAGCAGACUACACUAAGCAUCCAGUUCCAUGGAAUAUUUGAGGAGUCGUCACAGAAAAAAUUAUUGAGAAUUUAAAUUGAUUCUCAGUUCUGUCUUCAUUAGUUUCUUUACAUUAAUAUGUCCAUAGUUUGCAUGUUCCCUGGACAGCUUUGUCUUAAUUUCCAUGAGUAGAACUGUGACUUCUGGAUGUUAAGGUACUCCAGAUCUGAAAACAGAGGGUUCAUCCUUUGUCCUCCCAUUUAACAUUAUUAUAUGCAGUUAGUAUAGUGGUUAGAUGUAAACUUGGAUGCUGGCCAUUCCAGAGUAGGAUCUAGUAGUGAUUCCACAGGGAGAAGGUAACUACUUACUAUGCAGUUAACCCUGUUUUAGUGCCACUGUAUUUUGCUUAUGUGUUACUUUAAUAAACCUGUGAUAGUUAAUUAUCUCUAGAUUAUGAAAAGAAAAGGCUUAGAAAAGUAAUCUACCUAGGAACAAAACCUCUGCCUUUGUAGAACACAAAGUUUAAUGUUUUAAGUUCUAAGUAACUUACAAACUAAAACAUAACUGAGAAUCACAACAUUGAUAAACAAAAUGAUGAUUAAUCAGUUUUAGAUCUUAAACAUGUUGUGCAUUUAAUUUACGCAGUGUUUGAACCAAAAAGUGCCCAGAGUUUUCUUAGCCUUUUUACUUAUUAGACUUAACUGUAUUUCUAAAUUUAAAAUGAUCAUUAGUAGAAACAGAUUUCCUACCACUGCUGCUUUUCCAGAAGUAACUGAGUAGUGGUUCUAAGACAAUCACUGCUGUAAUGACGAUUUUCCCAAAGGUUUAAAGGAGAUGCUGAUUUAUAUACCUGAAUGGUAAUGUAUUUGAAAUCUAGCUUAAUAGUAUUAUUUCAUACGCUAGACCAAAAAGUUCAAAGUGCUGGAAAUAAAGUAUUAGCUGGAAUAAACAAUUUUAAAUACACUAUGCAAUAUCUACCUCCAGUGUAAAUUUAAUAUGUUCAGUUCUUUCAUGGUCAGAGAAGAAACAUUCUUAACAGCAUAAGUUUCACUUUAUUUGUGCACAUAUAGAGACAAAUGUAUAUGUACAUAUACAUAAACAGUGUCUUUCUUACUAAACUUUUUCUUGAGGGAGUGGGGAUGAUGCUGUCUUUUGGUUACAGAUUAUAACCAGUACAAACAAACAAAAAAUGGCCUUUCCCAAGUUCCUGCCUCAUGCUAACCCCCUUAAAAAAAAAUCUGAAUACAGUUGUUCGCUUUUUUUUAUUUUAAAAGGUAAUUUUGUGAUCUAGAGUAAAUGAAAACUUCCUUAUUGAGAGAUAGAAUAAAUCUUUAGAAGUGUAUUAGUGAAAGAAUCUUAUAAAUGUGUUACUUCAUAAAACAUCUAACACUGUAGACAUGUUCUAGUAAAAAAAAAAAAAACUGCUUAUUUCCCUCUGCUUUGUCACAUGUGGCUUGGCUAAGGUUCUGCAGUUUUCCUUCUCUAUAAAUAAAACAGUAGGAAAAAAACAAACACUAAACUCCCUUUGUUCUUUUCUCAGACGGCUCUUAUAGCAACUGUGCAGAACUUUUGUCUGCUCUGUACUUCUGGUACUAUUUUAGUAAGCCUGCAUCAUUAAUAAAUGAAACCCCAGAAAAAGAGAGACUUAACUAUUAAUAAGAUUUUCAUUUGUGUUCUAAAUGUAUAAAAAGAUUUUUUUUAAAAGCAUGUUUACUUGCUGAGCUUUUUUUCUUUAGGAAUGUUGGAAUUACUGCCACUACUAGCUGACCUAGAACUGUCACUUGUUGCUGGAGAAGGCUCUGGAAAUCUGAGCUGUAUCACUUUAGCUGUGGGGGGAGACUGGGGAGUUACAUCCUCGAGCGACCUGGAACAAGAAAGGAUUUUCUGUAAACCCAAUGCGAAAUAUACUUCAAAAAGACCUUUCUAUUGGCAAAAAGAAUUAUUUUUUUUAAUUCCAUAAGUAACUAGGAAAGCUACUAGCGUUAAUAAAAUUUAAAAAUAUGACCAAUUCUUUCAAAAACAGAAGUGUGCAUAGUUGUUAAUUGUUUCUGUGAGAAAAAUAUAUUUUCAAGUGUAAUCAGUUUCAUAUAAUUGGAAGCAAUAGUUUGUAAGGUAGAAACAAAAGAAUGAGUGGGUGCUUGAUAGAGUGAUCAAAAUGAUAGUUUAAAGACAUGCUGAAAAGGAGAGGGGUUGGCAGGAAAGAUGGUGAGAUUGUUUGGAAAAUAGCCAUUUGCUUCUGAAAUGAUAAGUUUUAUUAAAAAUACAGAAAAUUUUAACAUAUAAUAAACAUUGAGUAGUUUGAUAUAUUUAUGUAGAAAAGAGGAUUUUAGUUUUUAAGCUUAAAACGCUGUCUUUGGGCAUCUCUUUUUUUUUUUUUUUAACUGUGAAACAGUUACACAGACUAAUAAAAACUAGUACAUAACUCUAAACUGUAGAAGAUUAGAAGUCUAAAAAUCGGGUUUAUUAAUAAUAAACCUGUCAACAAAGACAUAAUGUCCAUGACUUAGUCCUCCUCCUGGUACAUUUUGGUUUGCAUUAAGCUAAGUAAGAUACGGUAAAUAAACAUCUAUAAUUAGAAAAUUCAUUGUCUGUGCAUCUCACUUACUCUUUACAGUUUAAAAAGAUUUAAAUUUUUCCAGUUAAGAGUUCACCCAAAGUGUUUGUUCUGUCACCCCAAUUCUCACCCAACCUUGUUCCCUAAAAUAACUUGCUAGUUACAGUAAAUGUGUCAUAAUAGAAAUAUUGGCAGCUGCAGGCGGCUUGCUAUAGUGUGUGUCCGUGUAGUGAGGUUGCUAAAGGUGAGUGUCGUGGGUGGCAGCAGCAUCUGUGAAGGUAAGGACCCGCUUCCCCUUACCUGAUUGAUGAAAGUGAAGAAGACUGGGAAGAAGAUCUUGAGCUCGGGCCUUUUGCUGUAGGUAGUUCUAACCCAUUCUGAAAGAAUAUUUCAGUCAUUAGUCCUACACAGUUUAGAAGAAAGUUAAUUAGAUACACAGACUUACUAUAUUAUACUCUGUUACCUGCUCAAAAUAUGUUUUAAAGAUGGCAUGAAUUUCUGCAUUUUCCAUGGCGUUAACUAACAUUUGGUCAAUGUCCUUGUGAAACUGUAUGAGCUCACGAAGCUGAAUGUCCUGUUCUUCUAGAGUUUCAUUAUCUGUUUGUUUCAAAAUACGGAUUUCUCUUCUGAGUCUUCCACACUGUUAAUAAAUAAGUGAGGUAUUACAUAAACCUACUUUGCAUGAGGUAAGGAAAGCGGGGUCUGAGUCCGUUUGGACUGUGAGGAUUGGGGUCAGCUUUGAGAGCUUGCCAGCACCUGCUUAGUUAUUCGCUGUAAUUUCGGCUUCUGCUCCUCAGUCUCCUUACGAAGUUGAAAUGCCAGUGUUUGUUUCUCUGUUAAUUUCUCUUUGGCAUUGUUUGCUAAGUGUCCUAUAACUUCAAAAGUAUUUUCCAUGCUCUGUAGAAAAUAAAGUGUCAACAUACUCAUGGUCAGAAUUAAAAGAAAAAGAAGACUUAUUGCUU